Euleptes europaea (tarantolino) is the source of this 2282-nucleotide messenger RNA. RefSeq names its product GRB2 associated binding protein 1 (gene GAB1). The record is from RefSeq and is a predicted model, not a curated record. The transcript is spliced from 12 exons. Bases 2 to 2236 code for a protein of 744 amino acids. NCBI's taxonomy places the organism in Eukaryota, Metazoa, Chordata, Lepidosauria, Squamata, Sphaerodactylidae.
CAUGAGCGGCGGGGAGGUGGUCUGCUCGGGCUGGCUCCGAAAGUCGCCGCCGGAGAAGAAGUUGAAACGCUACGCAUGGAAGAGGAGAUGGUUUGUGCUCCGCAGUGGUCGGCUGACAGGUGAUCCGGAUGUCCUGGAAUACUAUAAAAAUGACCAUGCAAAAAAACCAAUUCGAAUCAUUGACUUGAACUUGUGUCAACAAGUGGACGCUGGGUUGACAUUUAACAAAAAAGAAUUUGAAAACAGCUUUAUAUUUGACAUCAACACAAUAGACAGAGUCUUCUACUUGGUUGCUGACAGUGAAGAGGAGAUGAAUAAGUGGGUUCGAUGUAUUUGUGACAUCUGUGGGUUCAACCCUACUGAAGAUGAUGCUGUGAAGCCACCUAGCAGUUCUCUACAGGUCCCCGCUGAGUUACCCUUGCCUGUCAACACUUCCCUACCAUCUGUACAAGCAGAAUCAUCCUUACCUCCUCCAUACCAGCUAAUUAAUAUCCCACCAUUAGAGCCUGCCUCCAGUCAAGAAGAUCCUCAAGACUACCUGUUACUAAUUAAUUGUCAAAGCAAGAAGCCUGAAUCAACAAGCUCUUAUCUAAUCUCGGAAGAAGGGGAGGAAUAUUUACUGCUGGAGAAUUUUGAAAGUAAAAAGGUUCCAUUGCAGUUGCAGGCUGAUUCAGCAAAAACCGCCUCUUCUGAAACAGACUGCAAUGAUAAUGUGCCUUCCCAUAAAACAUCUGUGCAAUCUCUGAACAAGCAUGCUGUGAAUGGGUUUUUUCAGCAGCAAAGCGCGUAUGACUCUCCACCACCAAGAGCUGCCUCGGUGUCGGUAGAUGGCAGCCUUUAUAGCCUGCCAAGGAGUUACUCGCAGGAUGUUUUACCAAAGGCUUCUCCUUCUGGGACAGAUGCAGAUGGAGAGCCACACAUUUUCAGUGCCCUGUCUACAACAUCUUCUCUUGAUGCGCAGAUGAGGCAUUUCUCCAUUAGUUAUGACAUUCCCCCAACACCUGGAAAUACUUACCAGAUUCCGCGAACUUUUCCAGAAGGAUCAUUGGCACAAAGUUCGAAGCUAGAGAGUAUUCCAGAUGUUCCUCCACCUCGGCCACCAAAACCUCAUCCUUCAGACCGCUCUCCUGUGGAGGUGUGUAGCAUCUCCCGUACUGCCUCAGACACCGACAGUAGCUACUGCAUCCCUACAGGAGGCAUGCUUCCUUCACGUAGCAACACUAUUUCCACUGUGGAUCUGAACAUAUUUCGUAAAGAUAUUGGUUCUCAAGACUGCUAUUUUACUCCACGAACGUUUCCAAAUGACAGAUCAAGCUCACUGGAAGGCUUUCAUAACCACUUUAAAAAUAAAAGCUUGUUGACUGUGGGAAGUGUUUCAAGCGAAGAACUGGACGAAAAUUAUGUCCCCAUGAACCCAAACUCUCCCCCUCGGCAGCAUUCUAGCAGCUUUACUGAACCCAUCCAAGAAAUGAACUAUGUGCCGAUGACCCCAGGCACUUUUGACUUUUCGCUGUUUGGAAUGCAAGUCCCUCCACCAGCGCACAUGGGGUUUAGGUCUAGUCCAAAAACCCCUCCCAGAAGACCAAUCGCUGUCGCAGAAUGUGAACCUCCACCAGUGGAUAGGAACCUCAAGCCAGACAGGAAAGGUCAGAGCCCUAAAAUUUUAAGACCUAAGCCACAUGGUUUAGAGCGAACAGAUUCACAAACGAUAGGUGAAUUUACUACAAGAAGAAAGGUAAAACCAGCACCUCUCGAAAUAAAACCUCUACCUGAAUGGGAAGAAUUGCCAGCUCCUGUAAGAUCUCCCAUCACCAGGACUUUUACACGAGAUUCCUCCAGGUUUCCCUUGUCUUCCCGACCUGAUUCAGUUCACAGCACAACGUCCAGUAGUGACUCGCAUGACAGCGAAGAGAAUUAUGUACCUAUGAAUCCAAAUCAGUCCAGUGAUGACCCAGUUUUGUUUGGCAGUAGUAGUCUUGAUGGUGGAAGCAGUCCUAUGGUGAAACCUAAGGGUGAUAAACAAGUGGAGUACUUAGACCUGGACCUAGAUUCUGGAAAAUCUACCCCACCUCGCAAGACAAAGAGCAGUGGCUCAGGCAGCAGUGUGGCUGAUGAAAGAGUUGAUUAUGUUGUGGUUGACCAACAAAAAACACUAGCACUAAAGAGUACACGGGAGGCUUGGACUGAUGGGAGGCAAUCUACAGAAUCUGAAACGCCAACAAAAAGUGUAAAAUAAAGAAGAAAAUCUAUUCGUCCUCCGUAAAUGUUUGAUAAAAGAGCUG